AUGCCCAGGAGCCCUAGGUGGCGCGGAAUCGAGCUAGGCGGGCGACGCAGGCCAUCGCGCGUGAAAGAAUGGCUCCGCGGGCUGAUUAAUAAGAGAGCAAAGAUCAAGUCAAAGAAAAUUACUGAUGUUCUCUUGUCUAGUGAUACAACUGAAGCUCAAGGUUUCCUCCAAGAGAAUGGAGAUGAUUGUGCAUUAGUUGUCUUUAGAGAUGAGGAAGAUGAGGAAGAACUCAUGAAAGGUACAGGGAUACCUUGGUCUAUGCUUGGAGACGCAGUGGGAGCAGAAGAACAACUAGAGCUGCGUAGAAGUGCAAGGGUGAGAGAGCUCUAUGAAGAAGAGUUUGAGUCCGAAGAAGAAGAGUUUGAUGAAGAUGAGGAUGACUAUGUGAUGGAUGAACCCUACUGA
Miscanthus lutarioriparius is the source of this 405-nucleotide messenger RNA. Lineage: Eukaryota; Viridiplantae; Streptophyta; Magnoliopsida; Poales; Poaceae. The record is from the annotation of a GenBank genome assembly.